AUGAACAAUGUUUCAACAAUUUCUGUGCUUUUUCUUGCAGGUUUAGAUGAGAUAAGGAAUUACAGGUCACCUAUUUUCUUUCUCAGUUUCUUGUGUUACUCUAUAAUAAUCCUUGUAAAUUUUUGUAUUGUUUUGAUAAUAAUCUUGGAUAAUGAACUUCAUGAACCAAUGUAUAUUCUGCUGUGUGCUUUUUGCAUGAAUUCCCUUUUUGGAACAGUAGGUUUCUAUCCCAAAUUUCUGUGGGAUCUGCUCUCUCCUGUUCAUGUCAUUUCUUACUCAGGCUGCCUUCUGCAGGCUCAGGUGUUGUACUCCUUUGCCUGCAGUGAUCUGUCCAUCCUUGCCCUCAUGGCAUAUGAUCGGUAUCUGGCUAUAUGUCGACCACUGGAGUACCACUCUGUCAUGCCGAAGCAGAGGGUCAUCACUUUAGUGUCUCUUGCCUGGUUAAUACCUUUCAGCUUUAUAGCUGUGAACACGUUUCUUACAUUUAGAUUGAAAUUAUGCAGCCCACAUUUAAACAGACUCAUCUGUUUGAACUGGAGCAUUGUUAUGCUUGCUUGUUUUCCAGCUGAAACUACUGUUAACAGCAUUGUUGGAAAUUUGACAAUAGUAUUUUAUACACUUCACUUUUUGUUAAUUGUGUGGUCCUACAUUUUUCUCAUAAAAACAUGUGUCGGUUCUAUAGAAAACAGGAGAAAGUUCAUGCAAACAUGUGUGCCACAUCUGAUCUCUUUGUUCACUUUUUCACUAACACUCCUGUUUGAUGUUAUAUAUAUUCGGUUUGGCUCAAAAGAUUUACCUCAAACCUUUAAAAACUUUGUUUCUAUAGAAUUUCUCAUCAUACCUCCUAUAAUGAAUCCGCUUAUUUAUGGUUUCAAGUUGACGAAAAUACGAAAAAAAAUUUUAAGCGUGGCAACUAUGAAAAGAAAAACCCUCUUGUAGUCUUAAAGUUUUGGAAAAUUUAGUUCCUCACCUUUAAUGUUUUUGAUGAAGUAAUUUCUUCAUAUUUUUUUCUAAUGAUUCAAUAUAUAAGUUCAUUCUUUCAUGCUCGUGGAUAAGGUGUCCUUCCAUGUUUUCUUUUUUUGGUUAACUGUAAAGUUUCCUUUACCUUUUACUAUACUUAUUGUA
This is a messenger RNA of Girardinichthys multiradiatus, 1125 nucleotides long. RefSeq names its product olfactory receptor 10G9-like. Gene Ontology annotation, cellular component: membrane. Gene Ontology annotation, molecular function: G protein-coupled receptor activity; olfactory receptor activity. Lineage: Eukaryota; Metazoa; Chordata; Actinopteri; Cyprinodontiformes; Goodeidae. The coding region runs from base 1 to 939 and encodes 312 amino acids. The transcript has a single exon. The record is from RefSeq and is a predicted model, not a curated record. Gene Ontology annotation, biological process: G protein-coupled receptor signaling pathway.